Messenger RNA from Eremomyces bilateralis CBS 781.70, 1671 nucleotides. Its product is annotated as putative Exo-beta-1,3-glucanase. Gene Ontology annotation, molecular function: glucan exo-1,3-beta-glucosidase activity. The transcript is spliced from 3 exons. Gene Ontology annotation, cellular component: extracellular region; cell surface. The record is from RefSeq and is a predicted model, not a curated record. Gene Ontology annotation, biological process: glucan catabolic process. Lineage: Eukaryota; Fungi; Ascomycota; Dothideomycetes; Eremomycetales; Eremomycetaceae. Bases 249 to 1520 code for a protein of 423 amino acids.
AGAACGCCUGUAAGGAGAUAAAAUACCCAACAACAAGGGGCUGCUAGGGUCGAGGGAUAACAGUUCGAGGACCAACUUGGAUUAUCCGGCACUACUGCACCUACUCCGAGCUGGCUGAAACAUUUCGGGCACCUGCUCUUCGAAGUUUUUCCCAGUCAUAUAUCUUUCGCGGAAUUCUCCUGUUCUCUGAUCGUCAAUUCCUUCGUUGCCUCGAACAGUCGCAUGCGUUGAGGAUACCAAAUCACAGAAUGGUGCUGCUCAGGAGAUUCGCAGCUCUCGUAGCUGCAGGAACUGCCAUUGCAGGCCCAAUCGAGAAACGCGCUCCAUUCAACUGGGGAUCUGAAAAGAUAAGAGGCCUCAACAUCGGAGGGUGGCUUGUUCUGGAGCCAUGGAUCACACCCUCCGUAUUCCGCAAUGUCGACCAGUCCCUGGGAAUCGUCGACGAGUACACCCUCUGUGAGAGGCUCCCUGACCAAGCUGCUUCAAUCCUGCGUCAGCACUGGGACACCUGGGUCGGCCCCGGUGACAUCGCCCGUAUCGCCUCCGCAGGAUUCAACAUGAUCCGCAUUCCUAUCGGCUAUUGGGCAUUCGAUAAUAGCAACUCCCCCUACGUCCAAGGCGCCGCCGAUUACCUCGAUUCUGCCAUCGACUGGGCACGAGCCGUCGGCCUGCCAGUCAUGAUCGACUUGCACGGUCUCCCAGGCUCACAAAACGGGUUUGACAACUCCGGUCAACGUAUGGCAAGCGAUCAAAUCACCUUCCUCGACGGUGGCGUCUGGGGGCAAACCUCCGCGCAAGCCCUUCACGUCCUCUCCCUCAUUGCGCAGAAGUACGCCAAACCCGAGUACUCCGACGUGGUGAUGGGCAUCGAACUUGCCAACGAGCCCGUCAACUGGCAAAUCAACAUUGAGGAUCUCCGUCAAUUUUACCGCGAAGGCUACGGCCGUGUCCGCGAGCAAGGCGAGCCGCCCGUGGUCAUCUCCGACGCGUUCCUGGCGCCAAACACCUGGAACGGCUUCCUCACGCCCUCAGACAACGACGCGCGGAACGUCGCGGUCGACCACCAUGAGUACCAGGUGUUCGAUAACUACCUGGUCGGCAUCGAGCCGUGGGAGCACCGCCAGCAGGUGUGCAACACCGCGGACAGCUACAACGGCGCGGACAAGUGGACGUUCGUGGGCGAGUGGACGGCCGCGAUGACGGACUGUGCGCCGUUCUUGAACGGGUACGGCAUCGGAGCGCGGUACGACGGGACGUAUGCGGGCGGGCCGGAGCCGGCGCCGGGGAGCUGCGAGGGGAAGAGCGAGGUCUCGGCGUGGACGGAGGAUUAUAAAGACGAUACGCGCGGGUAUAUCGAGGCGCAGAUGGACGCGUACGAGGCGAAGACGGAGGGGUGGGUGUUCUGGAACUUCAAGACAGAGGGGGCGCAUGAGUGGGAUGCGUUCCGGCUCAUGGAUGCGGGAGUGUUCCCCGUGCCGGUGACAGAUCGGAAGUUUGGCCCGGUUUGCGGGAACUUGUGACGGGGAGAGUGAUACCCGGAUGCGGACGUGUCCAUUGGAGGAGUUUCUUGGUCAACGAAGGGGGCUAUUGGUAGCCCUGGUUAAUUUGAAUGAUGCAGUGGAGGACGCUCGCUAGGAAUAGAAGUUCUGUAGAUACUAACCUGAAUGAGCU